Messenger RNA from Salvia splendens (bonfire salvia), 1376 nucleotides. Its product is annotated as protein disulfide-isomerase like 2-1. Gene Ontology annotation, biological process: protein folding. Bases 65 to 1156 code for a protein of 363 amino acids. The transcript is spliced from 11 exons. The record is from RefSeq and is a predicted model, not a curated record. Gene Ontology annotation, molecular function: protein disulfide isomerase activity. Lineage: Eukaryota; Viridiplantae; Streptophyta; Magnoliopsida; Lamiales; Lamiaceae. Gene Ontology annotation, cellular component: endoplasmic reticulum.
AAGCCAGUGUUAAUCCCAUUUCAUCUUCUAGCUAGAGAAACAAAGUGAUUUGAAAGAUACGAAAAUGUCGAGAUCGCCGGCGACAUGCUUAAUUUUAGGCACUUUGGCCGUCUUCGUAUUUGCUUCGGCAUUCGCGGACGACGUCGUUGUGUUGACCGAGGACAACUUCGACAAAGAGGUCGGCCAGGAUCGAGGAGCUCUCGUCGAAUUCUAUGCUCCCUGGUGUGGACACUGUAAAAAGCUUGCCCCGGAGUAUGAAAAGCUCGGUGCCAGUUUUAAGAAGGCAAAAUCCGUUUUGAUUGCGAAGGUUGACUGCGAUGAGCACAAAGGGGUUUGCAGCAAAUAUGGUGUCUCUGGGUAUCCCACCUUACAAUGGUUUCCCAAGGGUUCUCUAGAGCCAAAAAAGUAUGAAGGAGAGCGAAGUGCCGAAGCCCUUGCUGAAUUUGUGAACAAUGAAGGAGGGACAAAUGUCAAAAUAGCUGCAGUUCCUUCAAGCGUUGUGGUUCUUACUUCUGAAAACUUCGAUGAGAUCGUACUUAAUGAGAAAAAAGACGUGCUUGUUGAGUUUUACGCACCCUGGUGUGGUCAUUGCAAGACUCUUGCUCCUACUUACGAAAAAGUUGCGACAGCACUCAAUCAGGAGGAGGAUGUGGUGAUUGCAAAUCUUGAUGCUGAUAAGUACAAGGAUCUUGCAGAGAAGUAUGGAGUAAGUGGUUACCCUACGUUGAAAUUUUUCCCAAAGAACAAUAAGGCUGGUGAAGAUUAUGAUGCUGGCAGAGACGUAGAUGACUUUGUCACUUUCAUAAACGAGAAGUGUGGAACUAACCGAGAUGCAAAAGGCCAACUGACUUCCAAGGCUGGUACCAUUGAGGCCCUUGAUGCCAUAGUGAAGGAGUUUAUUAGUGCACCAGCUGAAGAAAAGAAAUCUGUAUUUAGAAAGUUGGAGGAGGAAGCUGACAAACUCGAUGGUUCUGCUGCAAGAUAUGGGAAGAUCUAUGUGAAGGCUGCUAAGAGCUGCUUGGACAAAGGCUCUGAUUAUGCCAACAAGGAAAUUUUGAGGUUGGAGCGCAUGCUUGCCAAGUCCAUUAGCGACGGGAAGAGAGAUGAAUUCACGCUGAAGAAGAACAUCCUAAGAAGCUUCGUCUCAGACGAGUGAGACAAUUGGUGUGUUGAUUGAAAUGCUUGGGGAUUGAUUAUGGUUUAGUUUUUGUUGACAAAUGGGAGUGAGCUCCUUGUUUUGGUGUCACCAAAAAGAAGAGCUGCCUGUUUCUGCAGGAGCAUCAAUGUAACCAAUUAAUUUUAACUUUAUAGUGUUGGGGACUAUAAGUAUUUGGAUAUUGCUGUCAUGAUAUCAGUUUGAAUACUGUUGCUUUUUA